Prunus armeniaca (apricot) is the source of this 258-nucleotide messenger RNA. NCBI's taxonomy places the organism in Eukaryota, Viridiplantae, Streptophyta, Magnoliopsida, Rosales, Rosaceae. The record is from the annotation of a GenBank genome assembly.
AUGAAAGAAGUAGCUGCAGAGCUCGAUGGAUUAGUGCCAACUAUGGAACUGUAUCCAAGUGGAGGAAAGCCUAAUUUCCCUCGAACUCAGAAAGAUACCGACUACUUGCUUGGGUCACCUGUUUCAAGCUCUUCCUUUGUGGAUAUCAGAGGUGAGGGUGAUGCUGCUAGUUAUAGUAGUAUUUUAAUCAGUGCAGAUUAUGAAAGGAGCAUGCAAAAUCAAAUCCAGAUGGUAACGCCUCGUGGAGAUGGGCGAUAA